Messenger RNA from Erinaceus europaeus (western European hedgehog), 2011 nucleotides. RefSeq names its product galactose mutarotase (gene GALM). Gene Ontology annotation, biological process: beta-D-galactose catabolic process via UDP-galactose, Leloir pathway; glucose metabolic process. The transcript has 7 exons. Bases 192 to 1226 code for a protein of 344 amino acids. The record is from RefSeq and is a predicted model, not a curated record. Lineage: Eukaryota; Metazoa; Chordata; Mammalia; Eulipotyphla; Erinaceidae. Gene Ontology annotation, molecular function: aldose 1-epimerase activity; carbohydrate binding.
AGGGGGGAGGACGGAGAGGGGCCUGAGGCUGUUAUUUAAUAAUCUGUUUUUCUUUUUCUUUUUUUUUUUUUUUUUUGGCCCAGUCCCUCCCAGGCCGGGGCGGAUCUGGCGGGGCACGCCUCCUCUCCUACAAAAGGUCCCGGCUCCGGCUGAGUGUCAGAGCUGCGUACAGUGCAGUGUAGACCCCCGAGAUGGUGUCGGUGAGCAGGUCCGCCUUCGGGGAGCUGCCGGCGGGCCUGGGCGGGGGCGCGGUGGAGAAGUUCCAGCUGCGCUCGGACCAGUUGCGCGUGGACGUCCUGACCUGGGGCUGCACGGUCACCGCGCUGGAGGUGCCCGACCGCCACGGCCGCUCGGCGGACGUGGUGCUCGGUUUCGAUGACCUGCAAGGUUACCUCCAGCUGCAGCCCUACUUUGGGGCCGUAGUGGGCCGAGUGGCCAACCGCAUCGCCAAAGGCACCUUCACACUGGACGGGAAGAAGUACCAGCUGCCCAUCAACCGUGAGCCCAACAGCCUACAUGGUGGCAUCCGGGGUUUUGACAAGGUGCUCUGGACCCCCCGGGUGCUGGCCAAUGGUGUGGAGUUCUCUCGGGUCAGCCCGGAUGGCGAGGAGGGCUACCCUGGGGAGCUGCGAGUCUGGGUAACCUACACGCUGGACAGUGGGGAGCUCGUGAUCAACUACCGGGCCCAGACCAGCCAGCCCACCCCCGUCAACCUGACCAACCACUCCUACUUCAACCUGGCCGGCCAGGGUUCCCCGGAUAUCUAUGACCAUGAGAUCACUAUCGACGCUGAUGCCUUCCUGCCAGUGGAUGAGACCUUGAUUCCGACAGGGGAAGUGGCCCCAGUGCAGGGCACCGCCUUUGACCUGCAGAAGUCAGUACAGCUGGGGAGGCACCUGCAGGAGUUCCAUUUGCAGGGCUUCGACCACAACUUCUGUCUGAACAGGACUCAGGACAAGCACUUCUGUGCCCGUGUGCAGCACGCGGCCAGCGGUCGGGUUCUGGACGUGUCCACCACGCAGCCGGGCCUACAGUUCUACACAGGCAACUUCCUGGACGGCUCCCUGCAUGGCAAGGGUGGCUCGGUCUACCCCCGGCACAGUGGCUUCUGCCUGGAGACCCAGCACUGGCCUGACUCUGUUAACCAGCCUCACUUCCCCUCAGUGCUGCUGAGGCCUGGCGAGGAGUACAACCACACCACCUGGUUCAAGUUCUCAGUGGCCUAAGGGGGCUCCCGGAGACAAGACGCCAACCCAGUCCUGUGGAUCCAAGCCAUUCUGUGGAUGGUGAUGACACUACACCUAAUUUCUCCCCGGUCUAGCAGUCACCUGGCCAGGGGGCUCCAUCCCUCCUUCCCUCAGGCUGUCAUGCCCUGAUGCCACAUGGGUACAGACUGCCCUUAAAGCCCCUAUGUUCAGAGAGGGAAUGUGACCCACCUUAGCACAAAGUGGGAAGGGGACCUGAAGUCCUCAGAAGAAAUGAUUUUCUUGGCUCUGCUUCAGCCAGUCUGACUGCCAACCCACUCCCCACCCUGUCAGCCACUCUCAGCCCAGGCCACUCUCGGAAAAAGCAACUGUUGUACUGGCUGAAGCCUUAUGUGGUGGGACAUGACCUCCACAAAUGGAAUGAAAGAUAGCUAACUUGGUAGUGAUGUCCUGCACACAAACCCUGUAGAUGAGGUCCCCAAUUCAACCCCCCCCACCACCACCACCACACAGGACACCAUGAAUGGUGUCAGGGAGACUCCACAGAGGUGCAGUGCUCUGGUCUCUCUUCUCAAUUAAAAGGGGGGGGGGGCAGUGGAUAAAGCUUUUCUCAUUAAUAUAAUCUUGGGGCUGGGUGGUGGCAGCAAACCUGCUUAAGUGCCAAGGACCCGGGUUUGAGCCCCCAGUCCCCGCCUGCAGGAGGAAAGCUUCACAAGUGAUGGAUCAGGGCUACAAAUGUCUCUCUCUCCCCUUCCCUCUCAAUUUCUGGCUCUCUAUUCAAGGAAUAAAGAUAAUUUUAAAAAUAA